Trichosporon asahii var. asahii CBS 2479 is the source of this 1077-nucleotide messenger RNA. Its product is annotated as dehydrogenase/reductase SDR family member 8 precursor. Bases 1 to 1077 code for a protein of 358 amino acids. The transcript has a single exon. The record is from RefSeq and is a predicted model, not a curated record. NCBI's taxonomy places the organism in Eukaryota, Fungi, Basidiomycota, Tremellomycetes, Trichosporonales, Trichosporonaceae. Gene Ontology annotation, molecular function: oxidoreductase activity, acting on the CH-OH group of donors, NAD or NADP as acceptor.
AUGAACGCUCUCUACGCCGUCGCCGACUCGCCCGUCGCCAAGCUUGUCGAUGCCCUCAAGAACUACAUCGUUCUCAACCCUGCCGUCUCGGGCGCCCUCCUCCUGCUGCUCGCUGGCAAGGGCCCCGAGGGUCUCCAGGAGAAGCUCCACGAGGUCCUCGCUCACAUCCCCUACGAUGAGUCGACCAUCAAGCUCGCCCUGCAGAUCCUGUUCGGCGUCGGCCUCGUCCGCAACGUGAACAGCAAGCUCUCCGAGCUCGCGCAGAACAACUGGCGCUGGGGUCCCGCCCCUGGCUGGAACUGGCCCCAGGAGAUUGCCAUCGUCACUGGCGGUUCUAGCGGAAUCGGCCUCGGCAUCACCGAGCGCUUCGCCGCCAAGGGCAUCAAGGUCGCUGUCCUCGACGUGCAGGACUUCCCCAAGGCCAAGCUCGCGCCCAAUGUCAAGUUCUACAAGACGGACAUCACCGACCCGGUCGCCCUCAAGAAGUCGGCGGACCAGGUGCGCCGCGACUUUGGCGAGCCGACGAUCCUCAUCAACAACGCCGGUGUCACGCGCCCCAGCACCAUCCUCGACAUCAGCCACGAGUUCCUCAACACCAUCUUCAAGGUUAACACAAUCUGCCACUGGACGACUGUCAAGGAGUUCCUCCCUGCCAUGGUGAAGCGCAACCACGGUCACGUCGUGACCAUUGCGUCGGUCGCGUCCUUUGUCCCCCUCCCCGGUGGCGCCGACUACAGCUCGACCAAGGCCUCGGCGCUCGCCUUCCACGAGGCUCUCGGCGCCGAGAUCAAGUUUGCCUACAAGGCCCCCAACGUGCUCACCUCGAUUAUCCACCCCAACUUUGUCAACACCCCGCUGGUUGCCGACUUCAAGCACGUCCUCGACAAGGGUGGCAUUGCCUUCCUCACCACGGACCGUGUCGCCGACGACAUUGUCAAUCACGUUUACAAGCGCAAGUCGGACCAGGUCAUCAUCCCCGGCUCGUCGACCUUCCUCUCCACCGUCCGCUCCUGGUCCAACUGGCUCCAGAUCAUUGUCCGCUCCGCCGCCGCCAAGGGCCUUAACGAGCGCGUCUAG